GUUGAUCGGGUCACUUGCUUGGCCAUCCAACAAUCACAUGCAACAACAUACAACAUGCACACACUACCACACAGUCACCAGCAAAGCAGCAGCCCGUCUAUCUGAGCUCCAGACGGCAUGCACCUCUGCUAAGUGCAAGCGAUCGAGAGGGCUAGGGGCAGAACGUCGAAUGUAAACAGUGUGUUCGCAGUGAAACAACGGUACUUAAUUAUCGUGCAAUGGACAAGGGGAUGAUUCUUCCUCUAUCCUGAAUUUUAGCUAGGAGACUGCUAUUAUCUAUUAAAACCUGCUUGCUGCAAUGCAAAACUCUUCUUCUGUCUUCAUGCCUGCUGUGGUGGUUGGUUGACAAGAUGCGAUUGACCAUCGUGCGUGUAAUGAUCGGAGGUCUGGUAUCUGUACUCAUCAUCCUACAGUUGGUGCACUUGUCCAUGAUCUCCUGGCUGGAGAAUAAAGCCACGUCAAUCAGCAAUGGGCGCAGGUCCGCAGGCUCCGGGAGCCUACCCGGCAAACACAAUCAUUCCAGCCGUGACCGAACUAGAUCCCAGCACCUCGAGGCCAAGUUGGACACCACAGGUUCCUAUAAAAUCUAUCAUUCCUACAUGAAGAGUGCUGCCCUCGUAAAGAGCAAGAGUCAGGAACUCCCAAACUCAGAUGUGACCCUCAUCACUCAGUGUUCAGUAAACAAUUUAUAUCACCUUGUAGAUCUUGUCGUACGAUGGAAAGGUCCUCUCUCGGUUGCCGUUUUCUCCUUUGGACCAGAUACAAGUACUUUUAAUAAUGUUUUAUUUACGUUACGCGAGUGUUUUCCGGCCGUCAAGGAAAAUGUUACGUUUCAUCUUGUGCAACCCAUUACUGAAAUAACGGAGACUCUGAGCAGUGCCAAAGCACUGUCUUUCACUAAACUGUCGUGUGACACCAUUUUAAAUGACAUCAAAGAUCAGUCUUUGGAGUCGCCCCAGCAGAAGAACUACGCCUAUCAGGUCCCGUACCCGAGUAACGUCUUGCGCAACGUGGCCAGGAGUGGCGCGCUAUCCAGAUUUAUAUUUGUGGUUGACAUUGACAUGGUGCCGAGUGUGAACUUGAGGACUGAAUUCCUGCAUCUUUCUCGGAGUAGCAUCAUCUUGCAAGAGGAAACGGAGUAUUCCAAGAGGACGGCCUUUGUGGUGCCAGCGUUUGAGAUGCGCGAUGGUCAGCAUGUGCCGCUCAACAAGGAAAGACUUCUUUAUGAUAUGUCCCACUAUGGACAUAUCAGACCAUUUUACAUUGAGGACUGUUCGUAUUGUCAGAACCAUACUGACUACCAUAGAUGGGAGAAUACCAAGGGUACCGCUGGUGCAGUCAACAUCGCCUACACAGUAGAAUGGAAGCCCCUUUGGGAACCGUUCUUCAUCGGACACCGGGACGUACCGCUUUACGAUGAACGAUUCAAGCAGUAUGGAUACAAUCGCAUCAGUCAGGUGUGCGAGAUGAACGUCGCUGGAUACAACUUUGCCGUUUUGGAUAACGCCUUCCUCAUCCACAAGGGCUUUAAAGAGAAAUCGUCCUACCAUGCCCACAAACUCAACGAAAAUCGCAAAAACAAGGAGCUGUUCCUUCAUUUUCAGGAAGAGCUGAAAGUCAAGUAUCCUGACUCGUCAAAGAGGUGUCAGACGUAGUCUUUAUGAGUAGCUCAGUACAGUAUGGUGGUUUGCCUCCAAGAGGUGUUUGUGGUAUGUUAGUUGUUUUUGGAAAAGUUAAACAGUUGUAAACUUUAAACCUAUUCGAAAUGAAUUUACAGUCUCGAAUUUAAGAGGGACGGAUUAAUUGAAAUAUUAUCGGUAUGUAUCACAGUCUAAAUGAGAACUUUUUUUAAAUUAAGAUUACUUAUGUACACAAAACAUUAUGAACUAAUUUUAAGUAACAAAUUUGUAAUGUUCUUGCUGGUUAUAUCGAAAAUGUUAAAUUUAAACUGGAUGUUGUUGUCCGACCAUUUUUUGCUGAGUUGAUUAAAAUUCAGUCGAUGACUGAUCAUUAAUUCACCAUCGUAAAGCAGCAACAUCUCAUCGUCUGCUCAGGACGAUAAGGUCAUUACUUGAUUUGCAUUUAAUGACCUCUUGAUCAUUACAAAUAUGAAAUUGCAAAUGAUGACCUUAUAUAGCACUGGGCCGACGACAUGUAAUGCCUGUAUACACACAUGCUGUUGAGCUUUUUAUUCAUCAAUAAACAUACAAUUACUCCCAAGCCCCUGCACUUCUUUAUUUACUGAUGCAAAAAUUUACUUCAACCGGAAAUGAUCCAAACCUCUUCCUCCCUGAGUAAUUAAGCGCGGGUCGCAGUACGGGUGGUUAAUCAAGAGAGGGCUUGGUCAAAACCUAAAAUGGAGGUCCUCGUCGCAAAUUGAUGAUGGAGUCCAUUCUGGCAUGUCACAAAUUUCUUUGCAAAAUAAACAACCCAGCGGAAGUUUAUUUUAUCGGCCCACACGACACAUUGAAAUGUUGAGAUUAUACUUGUGGAUGUAUAGUCAGGUUGUGAUUAUAAGAUACUGUGGAGUCUGGCUAGUGACGGGAAACAUAUUUUGCCUGCCUCAUUAGGGGUUGAGAAGAUGAUUGGAAGUAUUGUGCCAAUCUCAAGAUAGUCAAGAGGGUGUUAAUCUACAACCUCUGUGAAAAUCAAGCUAGUGUUGGAAUUCCCCUCACUGUAAAAAGUAAUGCUUUGCAGAUUUACUACACAUGAGUAGUGCACAUUUGUGUUCUCCAUAUCCUCUCUGCAGUUUUGUUCAACACCCACAAUGAGACAAUUGUUUCUGUAUAAAAAAAAGAAUUGUUCUGUAGUCUUUGCCACCCAUGUUCUUUCAUACUGAUUGUAUAUCGAUUAUAAUCAAUCUAAAGCCGGUGUAUUUUUCAGGUUUGUAGCUGAUUGGUGGAUUUUGCAUUGGCACUGCAAUAGACUUUGAGCACAAGUUGUACACAAGUCUUGUUGGAAUGCAGUGGAAGCACACAUGAAAGCAAAAUACAUAUCUUAAGAAUGCCACUGGGACCCUGUUGAAACUCUCUGUUCAAGCAACACUUUUUACUGCUAGUGCUACAAGUUAAAAAACUUUGCUCCAAAAAGGUUGCUUGAUCCCAAGCUGCCAUCAGAGCCGAAACCAUUUUGAUUUAAGAACCAUUACAUAUAGCUCGUCUGAGACCAUGGAAUAUCUGGGAAUGUUCCUAAGGAAAUCUGGAAGAAAAAGAUGACACAAGUUUGAAUGUUAGAAUGUUGUGAUUGAUUACACCGUUUACAAAUGCAGCUGCUGUAGAGAUCUUGGAAUUCGAAUCAAAGGGUCUCUUCAUUCUUUCUAAUAGAGGUCAACAUUUCCUAUGUGAACAUGUGCCAUAAUUCAUGACUGCCGGCAGUCAUUGCUAACGUCUAAAAGAAAAUCCUGAAGCCAAACUGGUACCAAUGAAAUGCUCGACAUAAAUGUGUAAAGUUGCAAGGUGUACGGUUGUGUUAAAGGGGUGGCAAAUAGCAUUGUUUGCCAUAACAAAAAAGUCUAAAGCGGUAAGUACCUAGUUCAGGAUUUGAACCACGGACCUUCAGAUAUUCUGUCUUGCACUCCCCCAACUGAGUUAUUUCAAGAUAAUUAUUGCAGUUUUUCUUGUUGCAAAUU
This is a messenger RNA of Asterias rubens (European starfish), 3628 nucleotides long. RefSeq names its product beta-1,4-glucuronyltransferase 1-like. Bases 351 to 1655 code for a protein of 434 amino acids. The transcript is spliced from 4 exons. Gene Ontology annotation, molecular function: glucuronosyltransferase activity. The record is from RefSeq and is a predicted model, not a curated record. NCBI's taxonomy places the organism in Eukaryota, Metazoa, Echinodermata, Asteroidea, Forcipulatida, Asteriidae.